ACAAAAAAAAAGAAAACCUAUACCCCCUGUCCCCAUCUCCUUGCCGAGCCCCCACAGCCCCCUCGCUCCGUGCAUCUUCUUCCUCCUCGCGCGAGCGCCGCCACUCAUCCCGCUGCCGAGCGCCCGAGCCCCCUUCGUCUUCCUCCUCGCUCGAGCGCCUCCACCGCAGGUUGAUCUCCCCUUCGAUUCUCUCGCUCCCGACCGUUUCUCCUCCCAUCACACCACGAACGGAUUCCGCCCUUUAGAUCCCCGUUUCAUAAUCUUCCCCAAUUCGUAACUGAGGCAAAAUCAAGGUAGGGCGGGCGCCCUACCUUGCCCUACUGGGUCCUCCGCCUGUCCUGCUGCUGUGACUUGCAUCAACCUUGCUUUCGUUUUGUGGUCAAUUUGGUGGAACCUAUUUUACCCUUUGCUUCAACUCAAUGCUGGCAGGAUCGACUCCCUGUUGGGUAUUGUCGUAGAAGGUUGCAACCAGCAGUAUGUGGGCUAAGGCUUCAGACCACACAUACCGGCGCUCAGAUGAUCAAAGAAUGGCAUACUACAACAAUUCAGUGCCUUCACGAGAAAAUGGAAGGUUCUAUGUAGCGCAGAGUCAUAUAGAUCUUCACUACACGUCUUCCGAUGAUGGGUCACAGAAGAUUAGAUCCAACCCUCAAGUAUUUGAACCGCAAUACUGUACCCUGGAAUCAUCAUCAGGAAAUGGUGUGUAUCCCACCCAAAGCUCCACUUCGUCUCAUAGCAUCUCCCCUAUAAGUGGGAGCCCCCUAUCCCAGCAUGAUAGUCAUUCAGACCACAUAUAUGGAUCGCCCCCAAGUGCUUCCUGUGUUACUGAGGUUGCGGAUCUCCAGGUUAAACUAAAGGAGCUAGAGGAUGCAAUUCUUGGACCUGAAUUAGACAUAACUUCUGACAGCCCUGAGAGCUCCUUGCAAGCCAUCAAUCCUUUGAAACCAGAUAACUGGAGACAGCUUCUUGGAAUUUAUACAGGGGACUUGAAGGAGGUAAUCAUAGCAUGUGGUAAAGCUGUUGCUGAGAAUGAUGUAUUUGCGACAGAACUACUCAUAUCAGAGUUAGGUCAACUGGUAUCUGUCUCUGGUGAUCCGAUGCAACGACUGGGUGCUUAUAUGUUGGAAGGCCUUGUUGCCAGACUGUCUUCGUCCGGGAGUAAAAUAUAUAAAUCGUUGAGAUGUAAACAACCUACAGGCUCUGAGCUCAUGUCAUACAUGUCUCUUCUUUAUGAGAUCUGCCCAUUCUACAAGUUUGGUUACAUGUCAGCAAAUGGUGCUAUUGCUGAGGCUAUCAAAGGUGAGAACUUUGUUCACAUCAUUGAUUUCCAAAUUGCACAGGGAAGCCAGUGGGUAACUGUUAUACAGGCUCUUGCAGCGAGGCCUGGGGGUCCUCCGUGCCUAAGAAUCACUGGUAUAGAUGACUCGGAUUCUAUUUAUGCCCGAGGUGGUGGAUUGGAUAUAGUUGGCACUAGAUUGUAUAAAGUUUCUCGAGCAUGCGGUCUGCCCUUUGAGUUCAAUGCUAUUCCAGCUGCUAGCCAUGAGGUCCACCUCGAGCAUCUUGAUAUAAGACCUGGGGAGGUUAUCGUUGUGAACUUUGCCUAUCAGCUGCAUCAUACUCCUGAUGAAAGUGUGAGCAUGGAAAAUCACCGGGAUAGGAUUUUGAGAAUGAUCAAGAGCCUCUCUCCUAGAGUGGUGACUCUAGUUGAGCAGGAGUCAAAUACAAACACAGCUCCAUUCUUCCCGAGAUAUUUAGAGACUCUCGACUACUAUACUGCAAUGUUUGAGUCGAUAGAUGCUGCUCUCCCAAGGGAUGAUAAAAGACGGAUGAGUGCAGAGCAACACUGUGUUGCAAGGGAUAUUGUUAAUUUAAUUGCAUGUGAGGGUGCUGAUAGGAUUGAGAGGCAUGAGGUGUUUGGAAAAUGGAAGGCGAGAUUUGCAAUGGCUGGAUUUAGGCAAUACCCGCUAAGUUCAGUGGUAAACAACACCAUCAAAACACUUUUGGAUAGUUACAACAACUACUAUAGGCUUGAGGAGAGAGACGGUGUCCUUUACCUUGGAUGGAAGAAUAGAGUAUUAGUUGUGUCUUCUGCAUGGUGGUGAUAUGUCUUCACAAAGACACUCAUGUCUUGUCAGCGUUUUGGUCUCCAGCUCGCAGAUGGAAGACAAUCUGAGAUUCUUGUCUGUGUUAAGUUAUCAACACAGCUAUGCUCACGGGCCAUCUAAUGCAGCGUCAUCUCAAUAUCCUCGCGGCAAUCCUGGUGACGUUGUUGUGAGGCAUAACUGUGAUAUCUUCGUGAUUAAAGUAUAUGCGUAGGAAUUUGUUGUUGAUCCGUGGCUAGUUGUUGUGCUCUCCUUCUAGGUUUUACAUGUUGUAACGUUCAGAGGUAAGCUAAGACAGGCAUAAGAUUGCCUGUUAGUCUCUACCUGUCAGUGUCGACCCCUUACGGCCUAUAUUUGUGUAACGCCAUUAUGAUUUGUUGUAAUACAACUUCUGGUUAAUGUAUCAUCACGUCAGUCUUUAAAUCUU
Messenger RNA from Brachypodium distachyon (stiff brome), 2529 nucleotides. RefSeq names its product scarecrow-like protein 21. Bases 477 to 2102 code for a protein of 541 amino acids. Gene Ontology annotation, molecular function: DNA-binding transcription factor activity; sequence-specific DNA binding. The record is from RefSeq and is a predicted model, not a curated record. Gene Ontology annotation, biological process: regulation of DNA-templated transcription. The transcript is spliced from 3 exons. Lineage: Eukaryota; Viridiplantae; Streptophyta; Magnoliopsida; Poales; Poaceae. Gene Ontology annotation, cellular component: nucleus.